Messenger RNA from Eremothecium gossypii ATCC 10895, 2400 nucleotides. RefSeq names its product Mg(2+) transporter ALR1 (gene ALR1). Gene Ontology annotation, molecular function: magnesium ion transmembrane transporter activity. The record is from RefSeq and is marked provisional. The transcript has a single exon. Gene Ontology annotation, biological process: intracellular magnesium ion homeostasis; magnesium ion transmembrane transport. The coding region runs from base 1 to 2400 and encodes 799 amino acids. Gene Ontology annotation, cellular component: plasma membrane. NCBI's taxonomy places the organism in Eukaryota, Fungi, Ascomycota, Saccharomycetes, Saccharomycetales, Saccharomycetaceae.
AUGUCCAACCCUAAAGAGCGCAACGAUGACGGCCGCUUGUCGCCAUGCGCCUCCGUCGAACCUUCGUUGAUGUCGACGCGGACGGAAGACCACAAUGACCUAUAUGAUCAUAGGCAGCACCCGGUAGCGAUCGCACGGAAGCAGUCGGUAGCAGACGAUUCUGGACCGAUGGGGCGGAACGUCUUGACAAACCCUCGGGGGUCGAGCGAGAAGCAGAAGUCUCGAGAAGAAAACUCGCAGGCAAGGCUUGGCAGGAUCAGAAGUGGAAAGCUGGUUGACGAGUCUCAAGAUGAGUACCCUGAGCAUGUAAGGCCGAUACCACGUGCCACCGUGAGCAAGUCGUCUGCGGGUUGGCCUGCACGCGCGCCGCACUCUGCCUCUCAGCAGACGCUGUAUGGGUUUCCAAGAGAAAGAGCCGACACGGAGAAGGAUGCGGGGGUUUCUGGGACUGACGGGGGGCUAAAGUCGCGGAGAGGAUCGCGGACUCUUUCGAUCGUUGAUACUGGUCUGAGACGCAAGAUGUCCCGGGCACAGUCUGAAACUUCUUCGCAGGGGGGCAAUCUUCACUUCUUAUCCAGGACAUUUUCUCACAAGUCUCAGGACUCAGGCUUGGUCAACGUUAGACGGAAUCGGAGGAUGUCCGCGGACAGCGAUGACUCGAAUGCGUCGCGCGAGUCCCAAGAAACGGAGGAAGAUGUCUGCUUUCCUAUGCAACAGCCAGAGCAUACCCGUAUAAACGGCAUCGACUUCGAUGAGUUGGAGGAGUUUGCUCAAGAGUCUUUGCGUGCUAACCUCACGAUGAACAUCAAUGUGGGUGUUUCCAAGGGCGAUGAUGUUGAUAUGAAGUGUAGUGGGAGCCCUGGUUCUUCGACUGGUACAUCUACUUCGAUUUCCUCUGCUGCGAUGAAGUAUACCCCCAAAGGGAACUUCAAGCAAAAGGACUCUUCUAAUGAAACCGCACCUGGUAUCUCAUUUGGUAACAACAAAGUUGAAACGGGUGAGUAUCUCCCCAUGAAUGAUUUAUCGAGUUAUGCGAACGAAUCUGCGGCGUAUGACACGAUGGACAAUGGCAAUAUACCAGCAGACAAUUAUAAAAUACCUGAUAGAUUUUCGUUCUUCUGUUCCGAGGCAGGAGAGACAGUCCAUGCCCCUGAUAUCCCAUCUCUUGUACAGGAUGGAGAAACCUUCCGUGAACUAUUUAGAGAUGGUGCCGUUACCUGGUGGCUUGACUGCUCCUGUCCAACUGAUGAAGAAAUGCGUUGUAUCGCAAAAGCUUUUGGAAUCCAUCCCUUGACUGCCGAAGAUAUUCGGAUGCAAGAGCCACGGGAAAAAGUUGAAUUGUUUAAAUCAUACUACUUUGUGUGUUUUCAUACUUUCGAAAAUGAUCCGGAAUCUGCAGACUUUUUGGAGCCCAUCAACAUGUAUAUUGUUGUCUUCAGAAAUGGUGUUUUGACCUUUCACUUUAGCCCAGUGUCUCACUCCGCCAAUGUCAGACGCCGUGUUCGCCAGUUGAGGGACUACGUUGAUGUGAAUUCAGACUGGAUCUGCUAUGCAUUGAUCGAUGAUAUCACUGAUAGUUUUGCUCCAGUAAUUCAAACUAUUGAAUACGAAGCCGAUGUCAUAGAAGAUUGUGUUUUCAUGACUGGUGAUCUGGACGUCUCUAGGAUGCUACAAACCAUUGGCGAGGGGAGAAGGAAAACCAUGACGUUGAUGAGAUUGUUAAGUGGAAAGGCAGACGUUAUUAAAAUGUUUGCUAAGCGUUGUCAAGAUGAAGCAAACGGUAUUGGUCCCGCUCUAACCUCCGAGAUAAACAUUGCGAACUUGCAGGCUAGCGGACACGACCCUCUGUCUGCCAGGCUAGGCUCGAACAUACAACAUCAUCAUGUCCAGCGCACUCAACCAAGAGCUGAUAUAGCGCUCUAUUUGGGAGAUAUUCAGGACCAUGUCCUCACGAUGUUUCAAAAUUUACUGUCCUAUGAGAAGAUUUUCUCCCGUUCACAUGGUAACUACUUGGCACAAUUGCAAGUUGAGUCCUUCCGGUGUAACAAUCGUGUUACUGAAAUGUUGGGAAAGGUCACUAUGAUUGGAACAAUGUUAGUUCCUUUGAAUCUUGUUACGGGUCUAUUUGGGAUGAACGUCACUGUCCCAGGUGAAGCAACCGGAGAAUUGCACUGGUUUUUCGGUAUUCUGGCCAUUUUGGUAGGAUCCGCUGUUGGUCUCUGGUUUUUGUCUUCAUGGUGGAUAUCCAAGGCUAACUCUCCGAGGAGUUUGAACGAUACUGUCAUGUCUGGCACUAGGUCAAUUCUGAACUUUGCCCGCAGAAACAGGAACGAUCAAUGUAGACCUGAAGGCAACAAGUCAGUUAUAAGUUGCCCAAGUAAGUACGCUCGUUACUACUAG